Messenger RNA from Lizanozyma spartinae, 612 nucleotides. RefSeq names its product HIG1 domain-containing protein. Gene Ontology annotation, cellular component: mitochondrial inner membrane. The record is from RefSeq and is a predicted model, not a curated record. The transcript has a single exon. Lineage: Eukaryota; Fungi; Ascomycota; Pichiomycetes; Serinales; Debaryomycetaceae. Gene Ontology annotation, biological process: mitochondrial respiratory chain complex IV assembly. Bases 1 to 612 code for a protein of 203 amino acids.
AUGAAGAUUCUUACAGAGGAAGAAAAGCAAGAACACACCAAACGUUUGAUCGUUGAAGGUCUUAAGGGUACUGUUGUUGGUUUGGCAGUGUCAUAUGGUUUAACUUUUGCCCUUAAGAAGAAGUUCCCAAUCAAGUACAACCAAAUGAACUUCUCAACCAAAACUGCAUUAUAUGUUGUUCCAACUGCCGGUAUAAUUGCUCUUUACCAAGAUGAUGGAUCCGUCAAAUUUGAAGAAGAAAAAUAUAGAGGGUCUUUAAUGCAAAAGCAACGAGAAGAAUUACAAGCUAAAUGGGAUAAGAUGACUACCAAUGAAAAGGCUUUCCACAUGGUUAAUGACAACAAGUACAAAAUCAUUGUUGGUGCUUGGGCAGCAUCAUUAUAUGGUUCUUGGAGACUUGUGAACAGAGAUAAGUACAUGGAUGCCGCUCAAAAGGCUGUACAAGCCAGAGUUUACGCUCAAGGUAUUACAGUUGUAUUGUUAUUGUCUACUAUUUUGUUGAGCAUGUACGAAGCAAAGUUAAAGAAGGACGAACCUGCUCCUAUUCCAGAAUGGAAAAAGUAUUUGGAUGAACAACAAGCUUUGAAGGAAGCCAAAGAGCACCAAAAUUAG